AAACAAAUUUCCUUUCCUUAAAUAUAGCAUUAACUAUUGGAUUGCCCGGCCUAAGUUAUGACUUCUACUGCCCUCUCUUGGAAAUAGGCGGGAAGUCUUCGACCGGAGGAUACCUGAUCGGUUUCUUGCGCCAUCUAGCGUGGGAUAGCUGCACUCUUGUAUACCUCUAUGGACUUACGUGGAUCAUAGUUGCCAUUUUGAAAAAUAGAAGUAAAUCGUCAUCGGGCGUUUGCCUUCCUUCCUUUUAUUCGUAACCAGACUUAAUUAUGGGUUUUUUUUUAAGCUCCGCGUUAAUCGCGAAGAGUUUAGUAUUAUAUUUUAUUGUUGACUUAAUUUCCAUUGAACGUCCGGAGCCGGCUGUUUGCGGUGCGAGCCGAUUUAGGCUUGGCAACACUAGUCCCGUCCAAAAUGGCGAAUGUCAUGGGAUUUCUUUUUGCCGGAGAGAGAGUUGAAGGGAUAUCGUUGGCCCAAGCUAAAAUCGGGCGCAAUCGCCCGUUUGACCCCGGAAUCGGACGUGAAUAAAACCAUGUUCUGAUGGUGAUAGGCGACGCCCAGCGUGCCCGGUUGUCGAAAUAGGUGCAAUUUUGCCCUCUGCUGGCCCUUUCUCCAUCAACGGGUUCACGCCGCGUCGCCUAAACCUCGCGCCGGCCGCGAGAGGUUCCCCUGGUAUCCCGGUAACUUGUGGGCAGCAGAUUGCUGCUGUUCUACCUACUCCCGACGUUUCACCCCAAGGCUGCUGACGUGGCAGUUGUGGUGUUUCGAGGUCAGAUCUUUCCACGUUUACUUAUUGACUGAAUGAACCGGCCUUUCGGUUCUGGCGCCCUUCCGUGUAACUACCUUAAUAUAUAUUGACCGCUGUAUCCGUUUCUACCAGUAAUGAUAAUUUAGAGCUCGCUGACCCACGAUUGUUCCCUUAAAAUAUAAACUCAACAUUAUUGUUCUCGUGAGCUAGCCCUCGGCAAACAAAUGUUACCGUGUAUCUAGGUUAACAAAUUAGCAUAAACAAUUUAGAUUUUUUUUACUGAAUUCAAUAAAUACCGGGUUCCUCUUCAACUGUUGUUUGAUUUUUUUUUUUAUUUUGGCGUUAGCUAAAGGAAACCCCCCAUAAAAUUAAAUAUCGUAACAGUGUCAGCCCAUCGUGGGGCGUUAUAUCAGCGAGCCUCUUUAGUCACAUUGUUAGCUAGAGGAAUUUUCUGGUAGAAACGGUGCGGCUUGUAUAAUUGUAAUUAAGUAGGUACUUUUGUUUUUUUUUAAUUCUAAGUAAUUGUGUGUCAUUGUAGCUGCAAGUACCUCUUAAUAGUUGUGCGGAAUUAUUUCCGAUAAUAUUUUCAGUGUUUGGAAAGAUAGUUUUUUUUUUAAAUACUUACUACUAAUUACAUACAUUACUAUUUGUAUAAAUAAUUUUAUUCUUUUAUGGGUUACCGGGACCCAGUGUGGAGUUGUAACAAUUUUAUAUUAAUAGUUAUUAAGAGAUUGCAUGUAUAUUGGAGAUUACAACCAAGGUACUUGUUUGUUAACGGACGGUUGUGUAAAAGAAAAGUUAAGUUUUUUUUUUAAAUUUAAAAGUAAGAAUAUUAUAUUCUCCCUGUGUGGGAGGUUACAGUGAUUGUUUGUAGUAGCCAUUGUCAACUUUUUCAUAAUGGAGGACCGUCCUAUUAAUUAUAAUUUAUUACAUAAAGAUGAGUUAGAGUAUGAAGUGUCCAUUAGGGAUGUCACUCCCGCGGGAGAUGUAAAAAGCUUAAGGGAACAAAUUAGGAAGUUAGCAAGGGAGCUACCUUCGGAUGACAUUGCGGAAUUUGAAGGGCAGUUAGCGCAAGAGCUUACAGUGGUUCAAAAGAAGUUAGGUGAAUUGGAGGAAUCUACCACGGCUGCCAAGUCUCCAAUAACUUUGAAGUCUCUUAAUCGGGUACAAGCAUUAGGUCACCAUUUAUAUCAUCGAUUAACACGGAUCAAACCAGUAGAGUCCACCGAUGUGACCUCGCACUCCGAGUUAAUGGAGCGGCUUAUGCGAAUUCUUUCAAAAUUGGAUAACAUGCUAUCGGUAUUCGUGUCGACUCAUUCGAAUGCUGCGUUUACUGAUGCGGUCGAAGGGGUGGAGCCUCCUGCUCAGACGGAGACUUCACCAGCGGUUCCUAAUGCUUCGUGCUUUAAUAAAUAUCAGACGGUUAGUUCUUUAAAUCUUAAAUUUAACGGUCGUUCGUGUGUGAAGGCUUUCCUGCAGCGGGUCGAGGAGUUGGCAGCUUCGCGUCGAAUUACGGAGGCUAGGCUUUUAGCUUCGGCGGUGGAAUUAUUUGAUGGAGAUGCACUGAUGUGGUACCGUGGUAUCCGUACGGAGGUGUCUACUUGGGAUCAGCUGAAGGCCGCCUUGAUAGAGGAAUUUUUGCCGUUCGAUUACGAUAGGCGCUUACUUAAAGAAAUUAGGAAUCGUACUCAGGGUUCUAAUGAGAACAUUUCCACAUACAUUAGUAUUAUGCAGAAUUACUUCAGCCGUUUAAAUAGUGAAUUGUCGGAUCAAGAGAAGUUUGACAUAGUUUCAAUUAAUGUUCGUCCGGAAUAUACAGUGCCCUUGGCUAUCCAGUCAGUUACUACCUUAAAGGAUUUGAAGAGGGUGUGUCGCGUGCUUGAAGAUAGCUGGCAACGGGCCAAUGCAUUUGUGGAGCCUCCUAGACCUUCCUCGUCGACUUUAGCCGCGGAUCUGAGUUUUAAAUCCUCAUCACGUCCCAAGGUGGAGGCAGCUCACACGAUGGAGAAGCCGUUCUGUGUUCGUUGUCGUGUAGAUACGCACAGUUUACGUGAGUGCAAGUCUAAGCGUGUGGUUUGCUUUAAAUGUGGUAAGGGGGGCGUGACUUAUCCGGACUGCCCAAAUUGUUUAUCUCAGGCUUCCACUUCGUCCUCGUCGCACAAUGAUGAUGUUUCCGGUGCUUCAAAAAACUAAAUAGUCCGGGCCGCCGAAUUUUGAGUCCCUACGAUUCGGAGCGUGGGAACUCGUGUAAUUUGGUUGAUUUUGGUGGAGAUAAUAUUGGGGUAGGUCCGGAUUGUCCCGACUACCCACUUAUAGUUAGCACUUUAAUGUCUCUUCCCGUUUCGGU
Messenger RNA from Leguminivora glycinivorella, 3089 nucleotides. RefSeq lists its product as uncharacterized. The record is from RefSeq and is a predicted model, not a curated record. NCBI's taxonomy places the organism in Eukaryota, Metazoa, Arthropoda, Insecta, Lepidoptera, Tortricidae. Gene Ontology annotation, molecular function: zinc ion binding; nucleic acid binding. The transcript has 3 exons. The coding region runs from base 1640 to 2935 and encodes 431 amino acids.